Messenger RNA from Aspergillus mulundensis, 3750 nucleotides. RefSeq names its product ABC transporter ATP-binding protein. Gene Ontology annotation, molecular function: ABC-type oligopeptide transporter activity; ATP binding; ATP hydrolysis activity. The coding region runs from base 1 to 3750 and encodes 1249 amino acids. The record is from RefSeq and is a predicted model, not a curated record. NCBI's taxonomy places the organism in Eukaryota, Fungi, Ascomycota, Eurotiomycetes, Eurotiales, Aspergillaceae. Gene Ontology annotation, cellular component: membrane. The transcript has 2 exons. Gene Ontology annotation, biological process: transmembrane transport.
AUGGGAACAUCUCUGGAACUCGAUAAGCCAAAGGAACAGCACCCGUCCUGCCUGGCAGGCUUGAUCCAACACUCGUCGAAGCGCGACAUCCUCCUCCUUUUAAUCGGAUGCCUGGCGAGUAUUGUUUCCGGCGUUAUGAUGCCUCUCACAACCAUCCUCAUCGGCUCCUCCAUCAAAAUCUACGCCAGCGCCGAUGAGACAACGAAUGCCUCCGACCUCACUAGACACGUCAACAAACGGGUCGUUCUACUCUGCGCAAUCGCCGCCGGGGCAGUUGUGGCCGCGUACAUCCAGACAGUCUGCUGGAUGCUCGCAUCACAGAGCAUCAGCUCGCGGAUACGCAGGGCCUACUUCCGCUCUCUCCUGCACCAGGACGUGCAAAGUCUGGACGAUAUGGGCGUCGGGAAGCUAACGGACACCAUGUCGUCGAGCUUCACCACGCUGCAGGACACGCUUUCCCAGAAGACGGGCGUGUUCAUCUCGUCGGUCUCGACCUUCGUCUCCGCGUUCAUCGUUGCGCUCGUUCGCAGCUGGAAACUCGCGCUCAUCCUGAGCACCGUUCUCCCGGCCAUGUUUGUGGUGACGAUGGUCAUCUCGACACAGGUCGCGAAGAACGCCCAGAGUGCGACCGCGUGUAUUCUCCAUGCGCAUGAUGUUGUUGCUGAGUCCGUUAGCUCGGUCAAGGUUGUGCGAACGCUCCAAGCGCAGGAUACUCUAGCGGAGAAAUACGAAAGCUCGCUGCAUCGGGCAGACCGCGCUCUACUCAAGAAGUCUAUCUGGCAAGCCGCUAUCUGGACCUGGGUCUUCUUCGUCCGCUUCGGGGUCUACGCUCUAGCUCUCUGGGAAGGGGCAAGGCUGUUCAUCUCGGAUAAUCUGGACAUGGGUGUAUUGAUCAAUGUUCUGUACGCUGUGAUUAUUGGGACGAUUGCGCUUAGCCGAGUUUCGCGCUCAUUGCAUGAAUUUGGCGUUGCGAUUGGUCUUGCGAAUGAGCUGUUUGAGAUGAUUUCCAGAGAUAAGAAGGGUGUGAUGUCGAUGGUACAAGAGAAGAAGCACCGGUCGCGCAUUCACGGCCACGUUUCCUUUUGCGGUGUGCACUUUGCGUAUUCCAGUCGCCCUGCUGUCCCUGUGUUGGAUGGGUUGGACUUGACAAUUGAGUCUGGCCAGACGACAGCGCUGAUAGGACAUUCGGGUGCGGGCAAGUCGACGAUUGCAGGGCUGAUCCAGCAGUUCUAUGAGCCUACAGCUGGGGAUAUCCUCAUCGAUGGUCUGCCAAUCAGCUCAUUCGAUCCCUCAGACUUGAGGUCUCAGAUAUCAUUCCUCUCCCAGGAACCCGUGUUCUUCUCGAUGAGUGUCCUGGAAAACGUCCGGCUGGGGCUACUCGGCACGCCAUUUGAAAGCGGGACCGUAACAGAUCAAGACAAACUUAUCGAAGAAGCCUGCGAGCUUGCGGGAAUUGCCAAGGUAAUCGAGAGCCUGCCACAAGGCUACAACACGCUUCUCGGGCCGGACGGUGUUCUUCUGAGUGGAGGCGAAAAGCAGCGCCUGGCAUUUGCGCGAGCGAUCGUUCGCGAUCCUCGAAUUCUCAUACUGGAUGAGCCUACUUCCGCUCUGGAUAAAGCCGCGGAGACGCAUAUCCAGACUGUGCUGGAAAGAGUCUCGGCCGGCCGCACGGUUAUCGUUAUUGCGCAUCGACUGCAUACCAUCAAACACGCGGAUUCUAUAGUGGUUCUAAGCCAAGGAAAGGUUGCUGAACAGGGGACACAUAAGGAACUCCUGCAGUCCGGACAGCUUUACCGGUCGCUUUUUGCUUUGCAUCAACAAGGAACGGGGGAGGAUAGGGCACUGAGCCCUAACUCAGCGGACUUGGGCACACUCCGUCCUACCACUCCAGAUGUCCAGGAGAAACCGGCACUCGGCAUUGAGAACGAUUCAAUUGAAUGCAUUUCAAUGACUGCGCCGGGACCAGAGCGAGCGUCAAUCUUCGUUCUCCUCCUCCGAAUCCUCCGAUUUAAUCAGCCGGAAUGGCUUCUCCUCCUCGUGGGCAACGUUGGGUCUGUAAUCAGUGGCAGCCUAUAUCCCUUUCAAGCCCUUCUCUUCGCUAAAGCAAUCGUCCUCGAACAGGAGGCUACAUCCCAGGGUGACUUCCAGAGAUCAGCAACCCGCUACGCGGUCUUCUUCUUUCUCAUCGCCCUGGUCAGCGGCAUAUCACACGGCGCUUCGACCUUUGCAUUCAGUGUAUCCUUCGACAGAAUGCUCAACAGAGUCCGCUCACUUUCUUUCCAAGGCAUUUUGGGCAAGGGAGUUACAUGGUUCGCAACAGACCGCAACUCAUCCAGCUCGCUCGUCUUCCUUCUUCUUCACCAAUACCGCGAUCUGGCCGGUCUGCACGGCGUAUCUGUCUCCAUCCUCGUCGAGAUCAUCACAAACAUGACCGCUGUGACAAUAUUCUCUGUGGUGAUCUCUUGGAAAUACGCACUGGUCGUCAUCUCCGUGAUCCCCCUGAUAUUCGUCUCAUAUUACUUCCGCAUCCACACAAUGCGCACUUUUCUCCGAUCGAUUACAGAGUGGCACAGAACAUCCACACAGAUCGCGUGUGAGGCGAUUACGUCUAUCCUCACCGUGACUUCGCUCGGAGCCCAAGGACACUUCCUCAAUAUGUACGACAGUCAGCUCACAAAAGCAUCAGAGUCAGCCUCUCUCUCGACCUGGCGGUACUCUGUCUUCUUUGCCGCGACGCAAGGCCUCAUCUACGCAGUCAACGCCUUCGCCAUAUGGUACGGCGCGCGCUGCAUGGAAGACAACUCCAUCACUCUGUACCAGUUCUUUGCCGUUUUCAUAGCCCUAACCUUUGGCGCCCAGGACUCGGGCGAGGCCUUAAGUCUCCUGCCAGACUUGUCCCUGGCCAUCGUAGCAGCCGAACGCGUCAAAGAAUUAUCUCCGUAUCAAGAAGCAAAGGGCAGUCCAUCCGCAACCUCUCCUGCGUCAGUCCUGACAACCCCAUCAUUAACUGGACAUGACUCCAUCGAGAUGGAGCCCAAAGACGACGCCAUAACCUUCGACGACGUCACCUUCCGCCACCCAAAUGCCACAGCCCCCAGCAUCCAGAACCUCUCUGUCACCCUUAUAACAGGCCAGACCAUCGCCAUCGUCGGGCCCUCGGGGUCCGGAAAAAGCACGAUCCUUAACCUUCUAGCGGGUCUGUACACGCCUACCUCUGGUACAAUCACAUUCAGGGAUCAGGACAUAAUCACGCAGCACUCAUCCAUCUCGCUCGUUCCACAAGACUCGGUCCUCUUCACAGGGACAAUCAAGUUCAACAUCACACUCAGGAACCCAUCAGCAAGCGACGCGCAGAUCGAAGCCGCCUGCGCGCAGGCCGGGAUAUUAAACUUCAUCCUUUCUCUACCGGCAGGUUUUGAAACCAUCGUGCGACCGCAGGAACUCUCCGUCGGACAGAGACAGCGGCUUACGAUUGCGAGGGCGUUGGUGCGGGAUACGGAGAUCGUGCUGUUCGACGAGCCGACGGCGUCGUUGGAUGUGGAGUCUGCGAGCGCUAUUGUUGCUGCUAUUCAGACGGAGAAGCGGGAAAGGCGCAAGUCGAUUGUUAUGGUUGCACAUAGUCCGGAGUUGGUGAUGUGGGCGGAUGUUGCGUGUGUGGUUGUUGGGGGGAGGGUUGUGCAGAUGGGCUCUCCGGGGAUUUUGAUAAAGGAUCGAGAGGGUGUUUUUACGAGGUUGAUGGGGACGACAUAG